This is a messenger RNA of Peromyscus californicus insignis, 1425 nucleotides long. RefSeq names its product diencephalon/mesencephalon homeobox 1 (gene Dmbx1). The record is from RefSeq and is a predicted model, not a curated record. Gene Ontology annotation, biological process: regulation of transcription by RNA polymerase II. The coding region runs from base 1 to 1152 and encodes 383 amino acids. Gene Ontology annotation, molecular function: DNA-binding transcription factor activity, RNA polymerase II-specific; RNA polymerase II transcription regulatory region sequence-specific DNA binding. Lineage: Eukaryota; Metazoa; Chordata; Mammalia; Rodentia; Cricetidae. The transcript has 4 exons.
AUGCAGCACUACGGGGUGAAUGGCUAUUCCCUACAUGCUAUGAAUUCACUCAGCGCCAUGUACAACCUGCACCAGCAGGCAGCCCAGCAGGCCCAGCAUGCCCCCGACUACCGGCCAUCAGUGCACGCGCUUACACUGGCUGAGCGCCUAGCCGGCUGUACAUUUCAAGACAUCAUCUUGGAGGCCCGCUAUGGCUCCCAGCACCGCAAACAGCGUCGUAGUCGCACGGCAUUCACAGCCCAGCAGCUUGAGGCCCUGGAGAAGACCUUCCAGAAGACUCAUUACCCAGAUGUGGUGAUGCGCGAGAGGCUGGCCAUGUGUACCAAUCUGCCUGAGGCCCGUGUGCAGGUCUGGUUCAAGAACCGCAGGGCCAAGUUUCGAAAGAAGCAGCGCAGCCUGCAGAAGGAACAGCUGCAGAAGCAGAAGGAGACCGAGGGGUCCCACGGAGAAGGCAAGCUGGAGGCCCCAGCCUCAGACGCCCAGCUGGAGGCAGAACAGCCUCCCAGUCUGCCCAGUGGUGACCCCCCUGCUGAGCUUCAAUUGAGCCUGUCGGAGCAAUCAGCCAGUGAGUCUGCCCCUGAAGAUCAGCUGGACCGUGAGGAGGACUCCCGGGCUGGGGCCGAGGAGCCCAAAGCUGAAAAGAGCCCUGGAUCUGAGAGCAAGGUGCUGGGCUGCAAGAGGGGCAGCCCCAAGGCAGAUUCCCCAGGCAGCCUGCCCAUGACUCCCGCAGCGGCAGGGGGAGGCCUCCUGGGCCCUUCCCAUUCCUACUCGUCGUCCCCGCUCAGCCUCUUCCGGCUGCAGGAGCAGUUUCGCCAGCACAUGGCAGCCACCAACAACUUGGUGCACUACUCGUCCUUUGAAGUGGGAGGUCCGGCGCCUGCUGCGGCUGCAGCUGCGGCUGCGGCGGUACCCUACCUAGGUGUCAACAUGGCCCCACUGAGCUCACUGCACUGCCAGUCCUACUACCAGUCCCUGUCAGCCGCUGCGGCUGCCCACCAGGGUGUGUGGGGGUCCCCAUUGCUGCCGGCGCCCCCUACAGGCCUGGCACCUGCCUCAGCUGCCCUGAACAGUAAAACCACGAGCAUUGAAAACCUUCGCCUCCGGGCCAAGCAGCACGCAGCCUCCCUGGGACUCGACACACUUCCCAACUGACUGGCUUCCAACCCAGCCAUGGUCUUGUGUGUUCCCCCGUCUCAGACCCAUGGUUAUUCCCAGAAGGCUCUCCAAGAACUAAUCUUGAGAGCUCAGGGAUGUCGGGGCCUGGAGUCCUCUCACCCCGUGCCCCUUCUUCAGAGUCCCAGCCCCAGGUGAAACCCACACACCCUCUGCAUGACCCUGCUUGGACCCCGUGGAGGUCAAACGGGGAGGAGGUGAGCAACUGGCUAGAUCCCCUCCUCAGUAUUGCCUCCUCCCUCCUGGCCCUCC